This is a messenger RNA of Podarcis raffonei (Aeolian wall lizard), 1661 nucleotides long. It is a transcript of the gene TMEM52B, whose product is annotated as transmembrane protein 52B. The transcript has 5 exons. NCBI's taxonomy places the organism in Eukaryota, Metazoa, Chordata, Lepidosauria, Squamata, Lacertidae. The record is from RefSeq and is a predicted model, not a curated record. Bases 951 to 1520 code for a protein of 189 amino acids.
UUCAGAUGCAAUACAGCCCCAGAGCAGAAGGAUUAUUAAGCGCAAAAACCAAUUGUGUUAUGACCGACUGAAAUUUGAAUUAUGGAUUCUUCGGAAAUGUUUACCAUUUCUCCCCUACUGCUAUAUCCAAAUCUGCAUGCUCAGCUCAUGUAUUUAUAUGCGGAACAUGCAGGAAUGUAAUAGUGGUUAUUAUACAAGGGGGAAACAGGCCGUUAAGAGACUGUUUAAUGUAACCGCUUGAGGGAGAAUUGAGAAGAAAGCCAAACGGCACUAAAGUAAAAAGCGUGGAAAGCAUGUGGGUCUAAACAGGGAAGUGGCAAUCAUUUGCUACAGAUUAAUGUUUAUACCUUUGGUGCUUUAUUGAAACUUUGGAGCAAGGGAGGCCAUGGGGGAUUAGUGGAACGCAUGGGUGGAAUACUGGGAAAUGCUUUUUCCGUCGUUUUUCAAGUAUCCCCUCUUGUUCAUUGCAAAGCGAUAAGGACAUAGUUGCAGGAGGCAGAGGAACAGACUUCUCAACCUAGGUAAAGCAGAAGGUCAGUGGCUUCAUCCUGAACUUUGUUCUGGGGGUUGGAGUGGUGAAGGCAAGGGGACAGGUAGCACUACAGAGUGAUACAGGAGCACCUUUCACAGGGCAACAGGACAAGACACUCCUCAGCUUUCUUUGACUUUCUAAGGUAUAUGCUACUGAGAUUAUGCAUGUACAAUUUGCCUAUAUUUCUGUGUGUGUCCAUAUAGAAGAUCGAUCAGAGCUAAAAGAGAGGAAGUGUGAAUUUCUAAGAAAGGCUACGUGAUGGGGGCAAAAGUAUAAAGAAUAAAAGCUGUGAGAUGUGGCGCCCCCAGGCAAUUUCAAUGUCUCUUAUGCCGGCUUGAAGAUGGCGCAUGAUGAACGUGAGGUUGCAAGGAGGUCCCUGCUUUGGAUGACAGAAGACUGAGCAACAGAAGAUUCACUGAUGGGGAAGACGAGCCGAGUUGUGACCAUCUCUGCUCUGACAUGUCUGUCUCAGAUUCCUCAGGUGACACUGCAGGAGACCUGUUCAGGCACUGACCAUUCUCCCCAAAGCUGCUCAAGCCAAAACUGGGUCCAUCUCUGGUACAUCUGGCUUGUGGUUGUGAUGGUUGGGCUGCUCCUCCUCUGCGGCCUCGUCUCUGUCUGUGUGAGGUACUGCUGCCUUCACUGCCACCCAGCCGGGGAAGACGACAACUCCCAGCCCUAUGAAGUCACAGUCAUCGCAUUUGAUCACGACAGCACUCUUCAAAGCACCAUCACUUCCUUCCAUUCGGUGUUUGGUCCAGCUGCUAGAAGAAUGCUUGCAGUAGCUCAUUCCCACAGCGUUCUCCCAGCCAUACAUUACCCUGCUGGGAUGGAGACACCCCCCAUUUACGAGGAGGCUGUGCACAUGAGUAGAUUCAGAGUGGCUAGAAGUGGAGAACCAGCCCCAGAGUCACAGCCGGAGGAGAAACAGUCGGUGGAUGCCGAGAAAGGACAACAAGCAGAUCAACCAUCAAGCCAAGGCCCCUGAACCAGAUCAUCAUCAAGUACUGCCAAGACUACUUCAAAUUAUGUUCCUUUGGUAGAUGUACUGUUUUCUAAUGCUACAAUUCUCAAAUUCCCCAGAGAGGCUUGGGAAACCCAGCCGGAUGGGCAGGGUAUAAAUAUAUUA